Messenger RNA from Aureobasidium subglaciale EXF-2481, 996 nucleotides. RefSeq lists its product as uncharacterized. The record is from RefSeq and is a predicted model, not a curated record. Lineage: Eukaryota; Fungi; Ascomycota; Dothideomycetes; Dothideales; Saccotheciaceae. The coding region runs from base 169 to 792 and encodes 207 amino acids. Gene Ontology annotation, molecular function: protein binding. The transcript has a single exon.
GCUUUAGAUGUUGCUGCUCAUGAAGGCCAACUCCAUGUGAUUCAGCUUAUAAUUAAUCACGCCGUGCACUUCAACGUCAGCGAAGGAUAUCAUGAGAGCGCGCUCAAAGCUGCGGCUUACAAUGGCCAUCUACGCGUAGUCGAGUAUCUUCUCGAUGUGGUUGAAUACAUGAAUAUUGGGACAAAUCGGUCUCGCACCGGGGCAAAUGGUGAUCAGAUCAAUGGUCUAUAUACUGCACGUGCCGCAGGUCGUAUAGGCCCAGUAAGAAAUCCACUCGAAGACCACAGAGCCGGGAAUACGAGCUCGGAAAUCAAGGAGAUAGCGCUCCGGCUUGAUAAGGUCCACAGACAGCCAGAGAUCAUACAGAUGCUGCGCAAUCACGGCGUCAUCGAGUUUCCGCAUGAUCGUCGCCAUUCUUUCGGGACCGCCUUAGCGGCUGCAGCACAUAGAAGACACACAGACAUAGUGCGCACGUUGCUCAGGACAAAUCUCAAUGUCGAUGAUGCUCAAUGGUAUCGAUAUGCGGGCCCGGGUGAGCGGCGUGGUCAUCUAGAGAUUGUUCGAGUCUUACUAGAAGCUGGAGCUCAAGUCAACAACAAGACUGCGUCUCAUGGCUAUGCCCACCAUGGAGCCUUAGCUAAAGGCCACGAAGACGUAUCGCUCACUUUCUUGGAAUUUGGGGCGGACAUACGUGCAAUUGGGGGCAAAUAUGAGACAGCUCUUCACGCUGUCGCUGUCGCUGUCCGUGGCAUCCUGGGAGUUAUAGAGAUGUGUUUAGAAUCCGGGAAUUGACGAGAAUAUGCUCAGCGAAACGCAUGAGACUGCACUCUGCGUUGCGGCUUGGAAGCGGAGCAGCGAGGAAGUCAUGCAAUUCCUUCUGAUCACGGCGCGAAUGUCAAUCAUGACUCGGGACAGUGGGAUACACUACUCGAACUCGCUUGCGAGAAUGAUCGUCUCGAGCUGGUUGAACUAUUCAUACAUAACGAUGCCGACAUU